GCAUGUCUUUAAGUCGCAUCAGCAACCUACAGGCCCAUCUAAGGAUCGUCCAGAAGACCAGCAGUACCGCCCUCGGAUCGGUGAUAACCCGUCAUCACCCAAAGUCGGUGAGCAGCCUGCGCACAAUCAGUUCCAGUUCGCUGGUUCGCGACAAACAAGCGACGGCCGCCACGGUGAAACCCGUCCAAAAGCAGCACGACUGGAAUCGGGCCGUAAGCGAAGCGGAAAAGAUUGUCGGCUAUCCGACGUCCUUCCUGAGCCUGCGCUGGCUGCUGAGCGACGAAAUCGCCAAUGUGGCACUGCACCUGCGGAAGUUGGUCGGCAGUAACCAUCCGCUGCUGAAAACGGCCAAAAUACUCAUCUACAAUGGCAAAAAUAACAUGCAAGCAUGGGGUCUCAUUGUUUUGCUCAUAUCGAAAGCCGUGGGACACGCCCCCUCCGUUCCGGAUCUGGAGCAGGACAAAAGCGCCGGUGUUCUACACUCCCAGCGUGCUUUGGCCGAGAUAACCGAAAUGAUUCGUACCUCGUCGCUUGUUCACCAGGGUCUCGUUAAUCUACAACCACUGGCAAACGCUGGAAACGACCUCAGCGGCGAUAGCGAGAUGAUUUUCGGUAACAAAAUCGCGCUGUUGAGUGGAGAUUACCUGCUGGGGAAUGCUUGUUUACAGCUAGCUGGAUUGAAGAACCAAGAACUGAUUGAACUGAUUUCGUCAUCGGUGCGAGAUUUAGCGGAAUCGAAUUUCGUAGGGGAUCGAGAUAUCCAGAAUAAUCCACUACCGACGAAGCCGGAGCCAGGGACGACUCGUUCGUCCGACACACUGAGCGAUGAAGAUUUGGGACUCGGCGACUUGGAAGAUAACACGAAGCCCCUGAAUAUUAAGGACGUUUUGGGAAACCCUGAGAAGGAGUGGUCUCUGAGGCAUAUUCUAUCGGCUGGUAGCCUGUUGGGAAAAAGUUGUCAGGGUGCACUGAUUUUGGCCGGCCAGCCGGAGAAGUUGCAAAAGCAGGCUUACCUGUUUGGAAAGCAUCUUUCCCUCGCGUGGCAAGCCUGCAUCGAUUUGGAAUCAUUCAGCAGUCCUAAUCUAACGCCUGGAGGCCGCUUCAGUUUAGUUUCGGCACCGGUUCUUUUUCAACUAGAGUACGAUCCAACACUGUACGACGAAAUCAAGAAGGGACGAGAUUGUAUCGAUAACAUCGACUACGCCAAGGUUCACAGUGAAGUCCUUAAAGGGCCCGGAGUGGAGAAGACCCGAAAUCUACAGAAAAAGCACAGUUUGGCGGCCAUGGCAGUGCUCAACGAACUGCCACCAUCCGAUGCUCGAACCGCUCUUCAGAACAUUAUUAUAGCGAUGCAGGAUUUGUAAUUGAGGAAUUUGCUCGGAUAUUUGGAGAAAAAAGUUUACAGAACAUCAUAACUAAGAAAUUAGAUGAGUGGACGAGAAAUUUACUAGAAUGUUUGAAGAAUCUAAAUGGUAUAAGCUUGUUACGUACUCUACCAGUUCAUCCUAAGUAAACUUAUUAUUAUUGAUAUCACUUAGAAAUUCGUUAAAUUAGAGAUAUUGAAUGUAAAUUGAUUAAACUGGCCAGUUUUCAGUUUCACAUACCAACUACCAAACAGUUGAACUCGAUAUAAUGUCCUUGUGUCUUAAUUACAAUCGGCAUAUAAUCUAAUCGUGUUUACGCCUUUCGUUUUUACAUGUUUAUGCAUUGUUUCCUAUGGAUUGGGAAUUAGGACACAUCAUGAUAUAACGAUUAGAAAUGACACUUGGGGUAUCAUGUAAGACCAAUUAGUAGUACGAAAUAGUAGAAAAGUUAGGCAUAUCAAUCCGAAGUAGCGCUUCAGUUUUCUUUUAGUAAUUUUUAAAAGAAGAUGUAUGAAGUUAUAUUGCGAGAAAAUAAAUCAUUCCGUCCAGUGUGAAAAGAAAAUAAUUUGAUUUCUUAGAAAAUAUGUUCUUUAAAGGUACUGUUUAUCCAAUUUAAUGGAAAUCAAUGAAUAUUAGUUUCUUCACUAGUUACUCUUACAAAUAGAAUAGGUAAUAGUGAAUAGAUGUAAAAGGUGCUUGUGUUUAACUCGAAAAUAUAAUUAUAUAUUAAUGUUGACCUUUGUAUAAA
Armigeres subalbatus is the source of this 2112-nucleotide messenger RNA. Its product is annotated as all trans-polyprenyl-diphosphate synthase PDSS2-like. Gene Ontology annotation, molecular function: prenyltransferase activity. The coding region runs from base 3 to 1364 and encodes 453 amino acids. Gene Ontology annotation, biological process: isoprenoid biosynthetic process; ubiquinone biosynthetic process. The record is from RefSeq and is a predicted model, not a curated record. Gene Ontology annotation, cellular component: mitochondrion; transferase complex. Lineage: Eukaryota; Metazoa; Arthropoda; Insecta; Diptera; Culicidae. The transcript is spliced from 3 exons.